UUGACAAUGACCUGUUUCCAUUACAGAGUUGAGGGUAAAGGUGCAGCGGUGAUAAAUGAAGUGACCUAUAACAGUAAGUAUGUAAGCACUGCUGACACCAAAAAUGAUGACAGAGUUUCACAUUAUAAGGUCAAACUAGCUGACUUGCAGAAAGAGAAGAAGGCUUUGGAAGCAAAAAAACACAGACUUCAAAAACAACGCACUGUGUUGGAUGGAUUUGCUGACAAUCUUAUGAAGCCCAGUACUGUAACUGAUAAGGAAGGUACUCAGGCCAGUUUGACGCGUGUACUUGACAGAGAUUUAUUGGAAGGUAUGACAGGAUUCUUUGAUCUAUAUGAAAAUCAAGCACAAAAGCUAGAUGCAUCGCUUCACCAACUUACUAUGGACAUGGAAGCGUUAGAUGAGGAAAUAGUAGCUGUUACCAAAAAUAUAAACCAAAUAGAUAGCUCUAAAGAUGGAUUUCAAGAAAG
Molecule: messenger RNA, 470 nt
Organism: Saccoglossus kowalevskii
Lineage: Eukaryota; Metazoa; Hemichordata; Enteropneusta; Harrimaniidae
Product: protein F37C4.5-like
Source: RefSeq, a predicted model, not a curated record